AUGAGCGUGAAAAGACGUCCAGUUGAGAACGAGGCAGUAAUGCCGAACGUGCUCGAUUGGCAGCAGUUGAAUGAGAAUAUCCCUGAUGCGCGACUGUAUGAUCACUUGCUUCGUCUGGCAAUUCUCGUGUACCGGCUCGAGCCACGUAGAUCGAGCAUUAGUGAAGGUAGUCACGUUAACGGCCAUCAGAGGAGCUCGUCUGUUGGCUCGAUUAAGGUGCAUAUACACGCCAAGCUACCGAAGGGCGCUCUAAAAACACUAAUGAAGCAUUUGAACCAUGUUGCCAUGAAUGCCACGGGAGAGACGGCAUACGAUCAGGUCCGCAGAUCCUGCUACUUGUCGUUCUAUGCGAUGGUCCUGAAUGCUAAAACCGCGGACCGCGAUACCUAUGAAGAUAUGAAGACGAAACCGGAGUCUUUGAUUGUGCGUUUCCUGUCGUGUGUCAACAAGCAGCUGGUCAAUUAUCCACAGUUACAAUCAACAAAGACCACCAAUGAGUUCAGUAUUGAUUUCGUCAACCUUCUACUUACAAUUGUGCGCCAGGAGAAAGGCACGGCUGCGUUGGUCCAACAGCUUGAGGACUACAAAACUCAAUGGCAAACAAGGCAGGGCUCGGUCUCGUCUUCAACCAGCUCUAAUCAGCUGAGCAAACUGGUUCGAUCUGAUGAGGCGUCGUUCGAUAUCAAAGAGAUGGACCUGGCUCAGUACGUUGCCCAAAUCAUGGGUAUCUCGCAGUCAAUGGCCCAAAAUGAUAUCACCAGACUCAAGUCCUCUGUGACAGAACACUCGGUUGCCCAAGAACUCGAAGCUUACCAGGAAGCGUUGCGCAACAACCAACAUCACCUCUACACAGCAAAGGAUUUCAAUAGCGCUCAAGAGUGGGAAUCCUGGAAGUUGACUGAAAUUCGAGCGGUCGAUCAGCUGAAACCGGCCACAGACGAAUCGCUGGCUGUUGGUAUGCAAAAUUUGUCCAUGGGGCAAAGUUCAAAUCUCUUACCACCUGAGCCCAAAUCAUACUACCUGGCUCUUUUACGCGUUUGCCUAACCUACGAUUCCAAGCUGCCUAAUCUUCUGUCGAACCAGUCGAACCGUUUGCUCAAUGUAGCUGCAAAUUGGUGGCGUAUUUCACCUGAAACCCGCUCAUGGAUCAUUAUGUGGGCUGCUAAAGAUAACUUCGAUCAGGGGGCUCCUGUAUCGGUUGUCAUGGAUGCAUUCACCCUAUCGCAGCACUUGCCAAAAGUUCUCCAGGAUCCAAAGACUUGGUCUGCUGUAGACCACUACUUUCUGGCAAACUGUUUGGCGAGCAUUCAAGCCCAAGCAUACGCCAAGCUGGAUAACAUCCUCAGAAGUAUUUUCGAGUCAAAAGUACCCAAAAUCGGACCAUAUAUCGAGCUUAUGGAGGACUAUCUUAUUAAAUGGGGGUCACUGAGUAUCUCCGAGAGCAGCAUUUCCCGCUUGAAAAAGGCGGUUGAAGCAGCUGCCGUCGCUGAGUACGAUAGGCUCCUAAGUCGCGUACCCCGGGAUUCCUCUUUAGACAUUGGUCAUAUUCACGAUCUUGGCCAAUGUAUUGUGAACAAUGCGAAGAGAUUGCAGAAAAAAUACAAAUAUCCGCUUUUCGAUAAAAUCGCUAUUGCGAAGCUGGUAUGCGCAAAGCAGCUCAAACUGUUCAGUGUUGAUUUUCUACCCAUGUUCAAGCACUGCUCCUCUUCCCGCGAAGACUCUGAGCCUCCAAGCUUUGAGGAUUUGAUGGCUUUGUAUAGUCUACUUGUGGAGAUGCAAGAUCUUUACAGACAGGUUUCUUUGUCGGAUGGUUUCCAGUUCAAUAUUGAGAGAUUAUUGUUCCCAUUCCUUUACGAGUGGGCUAAGGAUUCUAGUAAAAUUGCUCAGUCCUGGGUCGAACCGGCAAUUGAGCAAGAUGAUUUCCAGCCCCUCGAUGUAGAGAAUCAUGUGGUGCAUUCCAGUUCUGUAAAUGACUUGUUUGCAUCGUUUUACGCCCCAUUGAAGUUGAUGGAUGAUUCCCAAUGGAGAAAUCAGUACCACGUGGCCAAAGUUUUGACUACGUUGGUGGAGGGUAUCAGCAAUGCGAUCGGAUCGUGGGGGUUCAAAGUGUAUCUCAUGUUUUGCCAUGAGCUCAAGUAUACCAAUAUCAAAGGUCAGCAAUAUGCAUCUCGUCAAGAGCGCUGGCUAGCUAUGGCCAAAGAAGCUGUAAAUCAGACGAGUCGUGAGCCACCGGAGCCCUACCAAUUCAAGAUGGAGACAUGCGUUCGGCUGAAUGAUAUCGCUAAGGCCUAUGAGCUUUUGGCCAAAAUGGAAGAGAAUUUAAAUUCUGAUGCUAUUUCUAAGCGUAUAAGCAUCGAAGAGAAGCGUCAGAAACAGCAGAUGGCUCGCAGCUACCUGUUUACAGUUUCAGUGGUUAGUGCAUCGGGUCUUGUUCCCAACGAGACAAAGGGGACUCGAGAUACGUAUGUUACUCUGAUUGAUCAAGAAAAUCGUAAACAAAUCGGCAAAACUCAUGUGGUUUAUGGAACAACAGAGCCCAAAUGGGGCCAGCAGUUCGAGCUUGAGAUUAGUUCUAAACCCAAGCUUCUCAAGGUCACAAUUUGGGAUGAACUUAUGGGCAGCAAUCAUGAUCUAUGCGGGCGUACGAUGCUCAAGCUCGACCCCAAAGAUUUUGGCAGUCGGGACUAUGGCACUGCAUCCAGAUGGCUGGAUCUUGAUACCCAGGGCAAAGUUAAAAUUGAUAUCUCGCUGGAUGUUCAACAGGAUGAUAUUCGAUUUUACUUUGGAAAGGCUUUACGCUUUCUCCGCCGAACGCAAGACGAAAUGGUGCAAAUGAUCGUCGACCAGUUUGCACCAUUUGUACAGACAGCAAUAUCGCUCCCUACUAUUAACUCAUUGUUGAAUCGGGGCCGAUUUGGUAUGGACACUUUCCAGUCGUGGCUAGGGACCAAACAGGAGUCUAAACAGCCGCUAACUGCUGAACAAAUAGAAGACGUGCUGCAGCCGUUGUUCGACUAUCUCAAUUCCAAUUUUGCUAUUCUGGCCAGUGUGCUCACUCAGGAACUCAAGAUUAGCGUCAUGUCCAAAACUUGGGAGGUGGUGCUGGAUACAAUCGAUAAUGUGCUGCUCCCCCCAUUGGAGUCUCGUAAAACUACGCAGAACCAGCUGUCUCCCCGUGAGGUUGAAAUUUUGUUCAUUUGGCUGGCAGCACUUAAGGACUUUUUCCAUAAUGAAGGAGCUGGGCCUGAUGUGCAGACCCUACAGGGCCAGAAAUACCAGCAGCUUAUGAGCAUCUCAAACCACUAUACGCAGAGCACAGCGGAGCUAAAGGAAGAGGCCGAAAAAGUACAUCGUGCCAAUAUGAGGGCAUUUACUCAGACCUAUGAUCUCAUGGAACGAUCCCAAUCGUGUAUGUUCCAUCGAAGUCGAACAGUCAUGCAACAGAACCGGGAAAAGCUGCGGCAAUCCCAGCUGGCAGCGCCCGAGAUUGAUAAUGUCAUUUUGCGCAUUCUCAGAACACGCGGUGAGCUCGCCUUUAUCGAGAAGCAUUUGCGCUACCGCGAAAGAACUGCACUCAAGCGUCAGACUGAUCUGACUCUGCAAGGGUAUGCAGGUUAG
This is a messenger RNA of Wickerhamiella sorbophila, 3618 nucleotides long. RefSeq lists its product as hypothetical. Lineage: Eukaryota; Fungi; Ascomycota; Dipodascomycetes; Dipodascales; Trichomonascaceae. The transcript has a single exon. The coding region runs from base 1 to 3618 and encodes 1205 amino acids. The record is from RefSeq and is a predicted model, not a curated record.